Messenger RNA from Rubroshorea leprosula, 992 nucleotides. Lineage: Eukaryota; Viridiplantae; Streptophyta; Magnoliopsida; Malvales; Dipterocarpaceae. The record is from the annotation of a GenBank genome assembly.
CAAAUACUUUAUAUCUGCUUGAGUAUCCUGUAAUUUCAAAUUCCCCCUAACAAGGCUAGGAAAUGGUGAAGAGUUCCUUGAGAUUUACUGGACAAGUUAAGCCAUGUGCUUCUUACAGGUCCAACUAUGAUUUUUCCUUUGACAUGGCAUUUGGAGGAACAGGGUAUGCACUGAGCUUUCCUCUAGUGGAAGCUCUGGCACCAGUGAUAGAUGAGUGUAUUGAGAGAUAUCCUCGCUUGAAAGUCAGUGACUAUCUUUCAUCUUCUUGUUCUGCUGAUUUGGGAGUCGGAUUAACCAUUGAAAUGGGUAUUCAGCAGAUUGAUCUACAUGGGGAUAAAUCAGGUUUCUUGUCAUCUCAUCCUCAGUCUCCUCUACCCUCACUUCACCAUUUUGAUGCCAUAGAACCAUUUUUUCCGUUCAAGAACCAGCCAAGCAACUGGUCUUUCUCUGUCUCAUGGGCAUACUCGGCUCAUAUAUAUGAAAGUAUCAUCCCUCGAAGUGUUCUAAGGCGACCACUUGAGACAUUUUCUCCUUGGAAGAGUGAUACGCCUCCUCUCUUCAUCUUCAACACACGUUGGCUAUCUAAUGAUCCAUGUGAAGCUCCUCAUGUAUUUUUCUUGGACUCAGUUCAGAAAAUGGAGAACAAUCUAGUUCUUACUACCUAUAAUAGAACAUCAGCACGAAAUCUGCCUCCUUGUUUGUUUACUGGCAAUCAUUCCGCGGAUUCUGUCACCCAGGGAAGCUGGAAUAAUAGAAUGCUGCGAUGUGGAAUAUGUAGCUGGAACAGAGGUUGCAGCCAUCAAGUUAAGAACAUGUAGGAAGGUGAGUUAUGGCCUAGAUGAGCACCUCACGUUGUGGAAAAAAGAUGGCAAAAACACAAGAUGAAGGUCUAGGAUAGUGAUCCUGCAUUUGAUGUACUUGCAAUUAUAACCUCUAUGUGAUGUUACGUUUGGAUAAUCUUUUUCUUUAAGCAAUACAUAACUAUAUACUAC